AUGGCCUUGGGAAGCAUCUUGCUCGCAGUUUGGCAGAUGGAGACGAAAGCGGCACCACCGUCACUUCGGCCAUCGGUGGAGCAGGCGCAGGCGCCACAAGCCAUGCCAUCGCGCAUGAACGAGAGUGGUCCACUUCUUCCGUUUUCUCCAUCAGCCGCGCCAGAAGGAGACAACGCAACAGUAAGUGCUUCCGACAAGUCGAGAAAUGCGGCAAAUGAGGGCUGUCCUUUCCGGGUCAGUUCACUGGACGGGCCAGCUGGAAACUCGUCAUGGCAUAGCGGAGGCUGGGCAGUCCGUCGACGUUGUAGCCAGUCACUGGAUACCCUGUUCUUCGUGCACACUGCGCCGAGUCACUGGCAGAACCGAGCGCACCUGCGCGCCACUUUCUUCGAAGAGGCCGCCAUGACCUAUUUCAACUGGGCGGUCGUCUUUUUCAUCGGGGAACAAGAUGACCCCACUGUAAGUCUCUGGACAAAGCUCGAGGCGGAGGUGAUGGGAGACAUUGUGACGCUGGGGUACAACGACACCAUACUCAGUCUGCUCCACAAGUUCGUCGGUGGAAUGAGGUGGGUGCUCGAGUACUGUCCCAACGUGAGUAGCAUAGUCAAAAUGGACGAUGACGUGGGCGUGCACCCAUUCGAACUCCGCCGAUACCUGCACGAGGAGCUUCCGCUCAAGAGCGGCGAUUUGCACUGCUACGUUUGGUUGAGAAAUACGGUGUACCGGGAGCCCCAAAGCAGGUUCUGCGUUCAUGUGGAGGACUUGCCCCAGGACAAUUAUCCGUUGUUCUGUUCGGGUCGCUCCAUCAUCAUGACGAUUGACACGAUGAGAAAGCUGUACAAGGCCUCCUCGAUUGUGAAGCCCCAGCCCAUAGACGACGCCUAUGUGACCGGACAGCUCGCCCUUCUCGCCAACGUGGGACACGUGUUCAUUAACGCCAGGAUAGAAUGGAGCGAUUCGGAUAAGACAGAACCGAUGCUAGACGGGAAGUUCUUAUUCACCCACGAGUACUUUGACUACGGGCUCUCCAUUGAGCGCCGGGCACAGUGGGGAUUGCUGCUGUGGCAGUACAGGAUGGAGCACACUAAUGACACGAAUCAUUUAGACUUGUCCGAUCGGUUCUACAGCAACAUGUACCGUCGGGACUUCGAGAACACGCGACGGUACCUGCAGGAUGCGUCCGUGUUGUUGUGA
Messenger RNA from Rhipicephalus microplus (southern cattle tick), 1194 nucleotides. Its product is annotated as UDP-GalNAc:beta-1,3-N-acetylgalactosaminyltransferase 1-like. The record is from RefSeq and is a predicted model, not a curated record. NCBI's taxonomy places the organism in Eukaryota, Metazoa, Arthropoda, Arachnida, Ixodida, Ixodidae.